Messenger RNA from Drosophila busckii, 526 nucleotides. Lineage: Eukaryota; Metazoa; Arthropoda; Insecta; Diptera; Drosophilidae. Bases 7 to 489 code for a protein of 160 amino acids. The record is from RefSeq and is a predicted model, not a curated record. The transcript has 4 exons.
ACCAAGAUGUUGUCAAAGCUGCUCAUACCACUACUACUUGUUCAUCAAAUAACAGCCGAUGGCUGUGGAGUUUGCCAGCCGGAGAGCAAUACGGCUUGUCACAGUGAAAAUACGUUUUCCAUAUGUAUGGAUGGAAAGGCUACAGCUGAUAUUAUUCCGUGUCCAAAGGACUUUUAUUGCACUGAUGGAAAGUUUACUUGCUAUGAAAAUGAACAGCCCAUCUGCAAGCCCAAGGCCAAUGAUGAGGUUACCCAGCCUCCAACAACAACUGAGAAGGUUUGGGAACCUGUAGAUUUUUGCACAUCUGCCGGAGAUGGCGAAUAUGCCAACAAGGAUGAUCCGACUUGUAAGACGAAAAUCUAUUGCUACCUCGGCGGCACCGGUAAAUACCAAUACGAGAUUUAUCCGUGUGGCACCAAAAAACCUUAUUUCGAUGAAGCAUUGGGUAAAUGUGCAGCUCAGAAACCCGAACACUGCAUCGAUUCCUAAGAACUAAAGAAUAAAGUAAAAAUAAGCUUAUCCGCCA